This is a messenger RNA of Pyrenophora tritici-repentis Pt-1C-BFP, 384 nucleotides long. RefSeq lists its product as uncharacterized. Lineage: Eukaryota; Fungi; Ascomycota; Dothideomycetes; Pleosporales; Pleosporaceae. The record is from RefSeq and is a predicted model, not a curated record.
AUGCUUCGCCCUCAUAGCUUACCAGGUGGUAAACUCGCAGUCUUCUUCAAACCCAUGGCACAAUGGGCUAAGAUCGACUACUUGUAUGGCGAGCAAGCAUGGUUAGACAAAAAUCCUUUGCCCACAGGAAAGGUUCUCGUUGGGUGCGUGGUGCAAAACUUGUACACGUUCUAUCUGUUGGCUCUGCUCUCAGGAGACUCAAUGGGUUGGCCGUUGAAGUCGAAGGGCAUUAGAGGAGCCUCAGCCAUCGCCGCGACUAUGACUGGCCUAAUCGCGGCCGUCAUGCAGCUUACCACAGCAUCAUUCUACAUCUCGGCAGAACUGGGAUCCCCCGUGUUUUAUGAGCAGACUUACUCAAUCACCAUCUGGCUCGUCGUAACGUAA